UCAUGAGAUGUAAAUACAGAUAUUCACACUCUGUCGGUGCUACUUAAAAUCAUACGUAGUAUAAUACCAGUGAAAUUGGCUUCCAGCAAAAAUAAUUUUAUUAAUUUUGCAAUCUUCCCAAAAAUUCUAUUGCUUAUUUUGCAAAUAUAAUAAAAUACACUUAUUGCAUUGUUGUGGUCAUAAUUCUUGCAAAGUUCUGUGCAAAUUACUCUUGUUAUCGCUGUUUACCUGACAUUUAUCAAAAAUGAUUGCCAUCACAAGUAUUCUCUGGAUCUUUUUCUAUCUCGUAAUCUUCCUCAUCUCGUACCUGGUCUACUCCAGUGUCCGCAAUGUCCUGUUUUUCCGUUCUAAGAAAAUCCUUUAUCUGGGCGAUGUUCUUGGAAACGCUCUUUACUUCCUCUACUACAAGAAAAAAUCCAUGUUUGAUCUUCUGCAAGUAAACUAUCAACAGAUGAGAGAAGCACAAACAACUGUCGCUGGAAAUGUGGAGGUGAAUGGCGUCGUGAAUUACAUGGUGAUCGACCCGGAAAUGUUGAAGUACAUCUUUGUCAAAGAUUUCGACCACUUUGUCAACCGACGCUUCAAAUUGCCAGAGAACGACGUUCUGGUCACAAAAAUGCUCAUAUUUGUGAAUGACGAAAAAUGGAAGGGAUUGCGGUCAAAGUUGAGCCCUACCUUCACCACGGGAAAGAUUAAGCGCCUCUUCCCCCUGUUCAGCGACAGUGCCAAGAAGCUCGUCAAAUACGUCGACAAACUGAUGAAGGAUUCGCCCCAUGGCGAAAUCGACCUGGGAGACGGAUACUCAAAAUUUACAAUGGACACAAUUGCGUCCGCUGUUUGUGGCAUGAACUCUCAAGCCUUUGAUCAAGCGGAACCUUCAAUUUUCGAACAGAUGGGAAAGAAAUUGCAGUUUACGUUCAGCGCCAAGAAUUUUUUGCGAUUUACGGUUCUCUUCGCAUUUCCAAGGUUGGCUAAAUUGAUGAGCGUUACAAUGUUUGGGGAGGACAUGCACCAAUUUUUCGCAGGGGCAAUAAAAUCCUCGAUUAAAGAGAGGAACACGACGGGGCAGAAGGGAAACGAUUUCAUCCAGUUGAUGUUGGAGGCGAGGGAGGAUAACUUGAAGACGGAGGAGGAAGAAAUGUCCAAUUUUGAGAAGGACGCCAUCAUCAAGGGCGAGGUCAGUGGUAAAAUUUCCGAAAUGUUGGACGACGAUGGCAUCGUGUCGAAUUGUGUUCUCUUCAUUCUGGCCGGAUUCGAUACGACUCAGUCGCUCUUACUUUUUUGUGCAUAUUCUCUCGCAAUUUAUCCAGAAAUUCAGGAUAAGUUGAGAAAAGAGGUGGAGACCGUUUUGGAAGAAAAUGAUGGCGAUUUCACGUACGAUUCGAUACAUAGAAUGACAUAUCUGGACAUGGUGAUUAAUGAAACGCUCAGGUUUUACCCUCCAGCGCCCAUUACGGAUCGAGCUUGCACUCAAGACUACUUACUUCCUGGGACGGAUACCUUAAUCAAGAAAGGAAGCGCAAUACUUGUUCCGAUCAUGGAAAUUCAUCACGACGAGAGAUACUAUCCCGAACCUGAAAAGUUUGAUCCGGAACGAUUUUCGGCAGAGAACAAGGGAAAAAUUAAUACGUAUACUUUCCUGCCGUUUGGCCAAGGACCGAGAAAUUGCAUUGGAAUGAGAUUCGCCUUGACAGAAGUUAAACUUGCGAUUGCCCAACUCGUCCAUAAUUUUGACAUCCAACCCUCCAAGAGAACAAUGAUCCCAAUGGAAUUUCAAAAUGCAGGAUCUCUUAAACCUAAGGAUGGCAUGUGGCUGGCCCUUAAGCGAAGGUCAGGGACGAUUGAAGAAUAAUAAUUUUGAUGGCCCUACACGGAGUUCUAGAUUUGUCUAACAGCAUUAUUGUAAAUACAUAUAUGCAAAUAAACAUAUGCACAUAUAUGCAUUGUCCGAAUUAAUGUGAAA
Messenger RNA from Folsomia candida, 1963 nucleotides. Its product is annotated as cytochrome P450 9e2. The record is from RefSeq and is a predicted model, not a curated record. The transcript is spliced from 5 exons. Bases 245 to 1852 code for a protein of 535 amino acids. Lineage: Eukaryota; Metazoa; Arthropoda; Collembola; Entomobryomorpha; Isotomidae. Gene Ontology annotation, molecular function: monooxygenase activity; oxidoreductase activity, acting on paired donors, with incorporation or reduction of molecular oxygen; heme binding.